Molecule: messenger RNA, 783 nt
Organism: Erythranthe guttata (spotted monkey flower)
Lineage: Eukaryota; Viridiplantae; Streptophyta; Magnoliopsida; Lamiales; Phrymaceae
Gene: RPS15A
Product: ribosomal protein S15A
Biological process (GO): translation
Cellular component (GO): ribosome
Molecular function (GO): structural constituent of ribosome
Source: RefSeq, a predicted model, not a curated record
UUACAAACCCUAACCCUGCACCUUUGUCUCUCUUCACUCGCCUCCUCGCUUCCAUUUGAGCUGAACUGAACAUAAACAGAAGCGGCGGCCGCUCCUUUUCUCAGCUUGCACUUGAAAAUGGUGAGAGUCAGUGUUUUGAACGAUGCACUGAAGAGCAUGUACAAUGCCGAAAAGAUUGGGAAACGACAGGUCAUGAUCAGGCCUUCUUCGAAAGUGAUCAUCAAGUUUCUUAUGGUUAUGCAGAAACAUGGAUACAUUGGAGAAUUUGAGUACGUAGAUGACCACAGAUCUGGAAAGAUUGUGGUCGAACUGAACGGAAGGCUGAACAAAUGUGGUGUUAUCAGCCCUCGAUUCGAUGUUGGUGUCAAAGAUAUCGAGCCCUGGACCGCAAGACUUCUCCCAUCAAGACAGUUUGGAUAUAUUGUGCUGACUACAUCUGCUGGAAUCAUGGACCACGAAGAAGCACGUAGGAAGUCUGUUGGAGGCAAAGUGCUCGGUUUCUUUUACUGAAGGGGUUGUUAAUUUGGUUGUCUCUCAUUAGUUUUGUUGGAAGAAGUUUUGCAGUUGAAUUUGCAUCCGAGACAUUUAAGAGGCUUUUCUUAAUUUAUUUGAUGAAAUCGAAUAUUAAAUUUCCUAGUUGUUAGAAGAAAUGCUAGUGUCUGUUUUAUUACGUUGCUGAUAUAAAUUGCUCUUUUGUUUGAUGUGAUGUUGAACUAAUUUGCUGGUUUUUAAUUGGGAUUACAGUCAAAUUUAUCUUAAGCAAUUUGUUUUGGUUUUGCCUUU